AUGGCUCUGUCAUAUGCAGUUAUUUGCACAAAGUCAGUAGAAUAUUUUCCCUCUAUCAUCAUCAUCGUCAUCGACAACUACUACCACAUCAUUCUCCUCGAACCACAUAAUCUGAACAAAUCGUUCCCAAUGUUUCGUAUUCCAGCUCUCCUCCUGGUGAGCAAACAGAUUCAUGAAGAGGCAUCACCCAUAUACUAUGGACAAAACUGUUUCGAUAUAUACAUCAACUACUCACACGAGGGCGUGUCGCCGUUAUAUACUUGGGACCUGUGGUCCAAGUACUGUUCCGUUUUCAGCAGUCACAUCAAGUGGAUCAGGUGUCUGUCGUUAUGGUACCAAGAUGGUCCCAUGGGCGACCCGGGCAACGAUUAUCUCUGCGUCAAUAUUCGCAACGGCCAACUGAGAGACUUUGACCCAGAUGGCUCGUACAAGGACUACAUAGAGCCCGAGCAGCGCAUCGGGAAUGACAAGACUGAUUGGAAUAAUGGCAAAGAAGUCCUGGGAUGUGUAAGGCGGGUGCUUGACCAGCUCAAGCCCGGAUUCGCCAAGAAGAAGAGGCGGCGUGCCUUGGUCCGCAAAGUUGCCCAUGCCUUGUCAGAGUUCGCUAGGCACUGUCAUGGUGGGGAGGAUCUCUGGAUUGAGCUCAUUUGUGAUACCAGCCAAGAAAAUGUUUGUUAA
Pestalotiopsis fici W106-1 is the source of this 678-nucleotide messenger RNA. RefSeq lists its product as uncharacterized. The transcript is spliced from 3 exons. Bases 1 to 678 code for a protein of 225 amino acids. The record is from RefSeq and is a predicted model, not a curated record. Lineage: Eukaryota; Fungi; Ascomycota; Sordariomycetes; Amphisphaeriales; Sporocadaceae.